UUUUGGGGGUCAGUUUUGUAAAACAAACUGUUUGAUUUUUACAAAAUCAUUGUUUUUGAUGCCAGAGAAGAGUCAGGAGGUUCCUGGUUGAAAUCCGUGUCGGUCUGUGGAGUUUGUGUUCACGCUCGGUUCUACAGUCCAAACAGUUUCGUUUGGGUGAAAUCCGCUCCGCCUGCUGUUGGCCUCCUGCCCGGUAGAGGGCGGUACUUCCACCGGGGGUCCCCGUCACUCUGAGGUGAAAAGAAGGAGCAGAGGGAGUCACCGCGGAGAGAAACAGGAAGAAGGAGACGAAAUCAGCCUACAAUGACUUCGUCCAGGAGAUUGUGUAAGGAACUCGAAGACAUCCGGAAGUCUGGGAUGAAGCAUUUCCGCAACAUCCAGGCGGACGAAGCGAACAUUCUGACCUGGCAAGGACUCAUCGUUCCCGACUGUCCUCCGUACGACAAAGGAGCGUUCCGGAUCGAGAUCAUCUUCCCCGCAGAGUACCCCUUCAAGCCCCCAAAGAUCACCUUCAAGACAAAGAUCUACCACCCCAACAUCGAUGAGAAGGGGCAGGUGUGUCUGCCCAUCAUCAGCGUGGAGAACUGGAAGCCCGCCACCAGAACCCUCCAAGUGAUCCAGUGCCUCAUCGCCCUGGUGAACACCCCGCAGCCCGAGCACCCGCUCCGGACCGACCUCGCGGAGGAAUACACUAAAGACCGCACCAAGUUCAUGAAGAACGCCGAGGAGUUCACAAAGAAACACAGCGAGAAGCGGCCGGUGGACUGACCCCCCCGGGCCGCUCUGACCCCAGAGAUGCCCCGUUCUUGUGUUCCUGCAUCGUUUAGCACUCGAAUCGAUCAUAGAGGCUUUUGUUUCCGUUUGCCAAAAAAAAAAAAAAAAAGCAGGACUUUUUGGUGAGUAGCGGCUCUGGCCUCCAGGCGUCACCUUUAGUUGUUUUGACUUCUUUCUACUGAGUUCUUUUUAGAAAAACACCAGAAAACGCUCGGAGGUGGCAUCAGAAAGUCAUUAAAGAAAACAAACUGCUGUUCUGCUUCUGCAAAUGUUGAAUGUUCUCUGGAGGAACCGCCCGGUUCCGCUGAGCCGUCCACGCAUUUGGACGCGUUGCUGCGUGCGGCGCCGCCGGCCUUCGUUCUCCUAAGAACCGCCGGUUUUGGUUCCAGCUGGUUUGUGUCAACAGAAGAAACUAAACGCUCCAAAUGUUAUCGAAAGAUUUUUUUUUUUUGUAUUUUGAAGAAAAUAUUCCUCUAAUUAAAAUUCUUCCACCUCCAUCGA
Messenger RNA from Oryzias melastigma (Indian medaka), 1275 nucleotides. Its product is annotated as ubiquitin-conjugating enzyme E2 L3. Bases 304 to 768 code for a protein of 154 amino acids. The transcript is spliced from 5 exons. The record is from RefSeq and is a predicted model, not a curated record. NCBI's taxonomy places the organism in Eukaryota, Metazoa, Chordata, Actinopteri, Beloniformes, Adrianichthyidae.